Messenger RNA from Sciurus carolinensis (gray squirrel), 5378 nucleotides. RefSeq names its product androglobin (gene Adgb). The coding region runs from base 48 to 5084 and encodes 1678 amino acids. The transcript has 37 exons. Gene Ontology annotation, biological process: proteolysis. The record is from RefSeq and is a predicted model, not a curated record. Gene Ontology annotation, molecular function: calcium-dependent cysteine-type endopeptidase activity; protein binding. Lineage: Eukaryota; Metazoa; Chordata; Mammalia; Rodentia; Sciuridae.
GCUCCGCACUCAGAGCUCAGCCCCGCCUGCCGGGUUCCUGCUCUGCCAUGACCUCCAAACAAACCAAAAAGAAAGAGGUGCAUCGGAUCAACUCGGCGCACGGAUCGGAUAAGUCUAAAGAGCUGUACACUUUUGGCAGCAAUGUACUAUCUAGUUCUAGUGAACAAAAGAAGGGGAAAUUCCCGAUCUGGCCAGAAUGGAGUGAAAUUGAUGUCAAUGCAGAAAAGUGGGAUGCAGGCAAAGGUGGAAAGGAAAAAGAUAAGACAGGCAAAAGCCCUGUACUGCAUUUUUUUGAAGACCCUGAAGGAAAGAUUGAAUUACCACCAUCAUUGAAAAUUUAUUCUUGGAAACGUCCACAAGAUUUUAUAGUGAGUCGGGCUCCAGUAGUUGUGAAAAAUGAAAUCACAUUUGACUUGUUUUCAGCAAAUGAGCAUUUGCUCUGCAGUGAGCUGAUGAGGUGGAUUAUCAGUGAAAUCUAUGCAGUGUGGAAGAUAUUCAAUGGAGGGCUUUUGAGCAAUUAUUUUAAAGGAACUCCAGGAGAACCUCCUCUUCUCCUAUGGAAACCCUGGGAACACAUAUACUCCCUAUGCAAGGCUGUGAAGGGUCAUAUGCCUUUGUUCAAUAGCUAUGGAAAGUAUGUUGUGAGACUAUACUGGAUGGGUUGCUGGAGAAAGAUAACUAUUGAUGAUAUUAUGCCUUUUGAUGAAGACAAUAAUCUAUUGCUUCCAGCUUCAACCUGUGAAUUUGAACUUUGGCCAAUGCUGUUGUCUAAAGCCAUCAUCAAGCUGGCAAAUGUUGACAUCCAUAUAGCUCAGAGGCGAGAACUGGGAGAGUUCACAGUUAUUCACGCGCUCACAGGGUGGCUACCGGAAGUCAUUUCUCUUCAUCCAGGGUAUGUGGACAAAGUUUGGGAUCUCUUGAAAGAAAUAUUGCCUGAGUUUAAGCUGCCAGAAGAGCUUGGCUCUGAAAGCAAAAUAGCAGAGAUAGAAAACAAACCAAAAGAACAAGGGAAAGAGACAAAAGAUGGCAAAGAAGUCAAAGAUGGGAAGGAAGUGAAAGACUCGAAAGAAUCCAAAACUGAUGGUUCCUUGACGGCUCUCAAACCUUCUGAGAAAAGUGACAAGGUUCCAAAGGAGAAAACAGAUGCGAAAGAUCUUGGGAAGAAAAAAAAUAAAGAUGGAGAAAAGGAAAAGGAAAAAUUCAAAUUUUCAAUUCAUGGCUCAAGACCCUCAUCAGAUGUACAGUAUUCCAUGCAGUCCCUCUCCGAUUGUUCUUCAGGAAUUCAGUCCCCUCACAUGGCUGUUUAUGCUACCUUUACGCCUCUCUAUUUGUUUGAAAACAAGAUUUUUUCGUUAGAGAAGAUGGCAGAUUCUGCUGAGAAACUUAGAGAAUAUGGACUCUCCCAUAUCUGUAGCCAUCCUGUGCUGGUGACGCGAAGCAGGUCAUGUCCCCUUCUAGCACCACCCAAACCACCUCCUGUACCCCGCUGGAAGCUCAUCCGCCAACAAAAAGAGACUGUCAUAACAGAUGAAGCUCAAGAAACAGUAAUUAAGAAGCCUGAACAGUUUCUUGAGAUUUCAAGUCCAUUUUUGAAUUAUAGAAUGACUCCAUUUACAAUUCCAACAGAAACGCAUUACGUACAAUCUCUUAUUAAGAAAGGGGUAACUCCAGGAUCUGGUUUAUCUUCUCUCAUGGAAAGUGAUGAAACUUCAAGCUUCAGCCAGCCAGAUCUGAAUCAAGUAAUGGGAAUGCUGACCCAGGGUAAUACUUCAUCACAAAUUAUACUUGGGAAAGAUGAACAAAUAGACCCUGGAUUGAGUGAUGCCCAUCAAAUGGAUGGUACUGGUUUGGAAAAGGAUGCUGUCAGUCAGAUAAUGGAAAUACAAGAAAAAUCACAGGAAGAACUUGUAACAAUAAAUAAUGGUAUUUCUAAAGAAAUAUGGUUAGAUUUUGACGACUUCUGUGUAUGUUUUCAGAAUAUAUAUGUAUUUCACAAGCCAAGUUCUUAUUGCCUUAAUUUUCAAAAGUCAGAGUUUAAGUUCUCAGAUGAACGUGUAUCCUACUAUCUGUUUGUGGACAGCCUAAAACCUAUCGAGCUCCUGGUUUGCUUUUCUGCACUGGUACGCUGGGGGGAAUCCGGAGCCUUAAUGAAAGACAGCCCUCCCAUAGAGCCAGGCCUGCUCACAGCUGAGGAGAUUUCUUGGAAGUCUCUGAGGCCACGCAGCCUUCUUCUGAGGAUCCACACGUAUGCCGCCAAGGCUGCCAUGUUGCGCCUGCCUGUCGGGAGACACAUGCUGCUCUUGACUGUGCACUCCCCAGUGGGACACGCCAUACACGUCUGCAGCAUGGUGACCUUCGUCAUUGGGGAUGAAGAUGUGGUGCUGCCCAACUUUGAGCCGGAGAGCUACCGAUUUACAGAGCAGGCUCUGCUUAUUUUGAAAGCUGUUGGAAAUGUGAUUGCUAAUUUCAGAGACAAAGCUAAAUUAUCUGUAGCUCUGAAGGAUCUACAAAUGGCUCACUACCCUGUGCCCCUCCAUGACAAAGACGUGACGACUCAGCACUUCAGGGUUUUUUAUGUUUCUUUAUGGCGUUUAAUGAAAAAAGCUCAACUGGCAAAGCCUCUUUCAAACUUCAAAUUUGCAUUCCGGGCUAUGUUCUUGGAUGCGGAAUUACUUGAUUCCUCCUUAGAGGACCUUUCUUUAGCGGAAUGGGUCGAUGCUAAAUAUCUUUUGCCAUCAAAUGACAAAGAAUAUUCUCCUGAGGAAGCGACGGCCGCAGUUAAAAUUCAAUCCCUGUGGAGAGGGGCUUACAUUAGAUCACUUAUGAAAGCCAGAAUGCCAGACACAAAGGAAAAUGUCAGUGUUGCAGAUACACUUCAAAAAGUUUGGGCUGUACUGGAAAUGAAUUUAGAACAGUAUGCAGUUUCACUCUUGAGACUAAUAUUCAAAAGCAAGUGCAAGUCUGUUGAAUCUUACCCUUGCUAUCAAGAUGAAGAAACUAAGAUUUCUUUUGCUGACUAUUCUGUGACCUAUCCAGAUCAGCCACCAAAUUCUUGGUUUAUAGUAUUCAGAGAAACAUUUUUGGUUCCUCAAGAUAUGAUUUUGGCCCCCAAAGUCUACACUACACUUCCGGUCUGUAUACUACAUGUUGUUAAUAAUGACACACUGGAACAAGUGCCAAAGGUGUUUCAAAAAGUGGUGCCUUACUUUUAUACCAAGAAUAAGAAGGGAUACACAUUUGUGGCUGAAGCCUUUACUGGAGACACGUACACAGCAGGCUCUCGGUGGAAGCUGCGCCUCAUUGGUUCUUACUCUCCACUCCCGUGCCUCUCCCGGGACUCACCCUGUAAUACCUUCGCCAUAAAGGAAAUCAGAGAUUACUACAUACCCAAUGACAAGAAAAUUUUAUUCAGGUACUCGGUUAAAGUGGCUUCGCCGCAUCCUCUCACCAUACAGGUGCGCACGUCCAAGCCCGAUGCGUUCGUCAAGCUGCAGGUGCUAGAAAAUGAGGAGGCGAUGGUGAGCGCCACCGGCAAGGGCCAAGCCAUCAUCCCGGCCUUCAACUUCCUGGGCAGCGAGAAAACCGUGAGCUCCCAGUCUAGCAAACAAGUUCUUUCAACUCACAUAACAACCAAAAAAGAGCCAGAAGCAUAUUCUAAGAAGAGAUCUGCACAGGGAAGCCAGAGAUCCUUUAAGAGCAGGCCUGGAAGUACAAUAGUAGACACUGGUCAGCCUCUGGUGGAGGAGGAAGUGGUCAGUAUGCCAUCUAUAGAAGAAAAUUCUAGCACGCCACAGCAGGGCUAUAAGUACAUCAUACAGUGCUUGGUGUUGUACAAUAGUUGGCCUCUCACUGAAAGUCAGCAGGUAUUUGUUCAAGCACUAAAGGACUUAGAGAAAAAUGAUAACAAAGCUCAUGGAGAGAAGCAUGAAGAAUUCAUUACAAUGGGAAGUCCAGAUUCCCAUACCAUCAGUGAGGGUCAAAAAUCCUCAGGAACUUCCAAAACAACAAGGAAAGGCAAAGAAAAGUCUUCAGAAAGAGAAAAGUCAACCAAAGAAAAGCAAGCACCUCGCUUUGAGCCUCAGGUACCUGCUGUUCACUCCCAACAGGAAGAUCCGAACAAACCCUACUGGAUUUUGAGACUGGUUUCUGAACACAGUGAAGCUGAAUUAUUUGAAGUGAAAAAAGACACAGAACGAGCAGAUGAAAUCCGAGCCAUGAAGCAGGCCUGGGAGACCACUGAGCCUGGGAGAGCAAUUAAGGCUUCUCAAGCUCGUUUGCUCUACCUCAACCAGAUAUUUAAGAAACCACCUGAUUUCUUUGAGAGCAUGCAUAUGCCUGAAAGCCAGAUUAAAGCUGGGGAAGAAGGUAGAUAUGAUUCUCCAAUUGAAGACAAAACCAAAGGAGAAAUGACUGCAUUUUUGAAAGAGGCAGAUACGAAGAGUCUUCAGAGACAAGACAGUAAGGAUACGAUACUAUCAGGAGGAGAAGGUAUGUUGUGGAAGAAGUGGCAACUGACCAAGGGCUUGAAGGAUCUGGCAAAAUCUAUUAGCAGUGAAAGUGGAGGAGUGCUCUCUUCAGGGAAGGAAGAGCGUGAGCAAAGUGUGAGGAAGGAAACCAUCACAGGGCCUCGGUCACGAUCCCCAACAAUUUUGGAAAUACCUACAGAAUUCAUUCGAAAAGCACUAGAAUUUGUGGACUUAAAUCAAUAUGUACGGAAAACAAAUGAUGAGGCUCUGCUGCAAACAGAUGAGCUGAAUCAGCUGCAAGCAAUGCAAAAGGCAGAAGAAAUUCAUCAGUUUCGGCAAUACAGGACCAGAGUCCUCAGCAUUAGAGAUGUAGAUCAAGAAGAGCGGACCAAGUUAAAAGAUGAAGUCCUGGACAUGUAUGGAGAAAUGCGGGACUCCUUAGAUGAAGCCCGACAGAAGAUCUUCACUAUCCGGGAAGAGUACAGAAAUAAGUUGCUGGAAGCUGAGCGCCUGAGAUUGGAAGCGUUGGCUGCUCAGGAGGCAGCAAUGUGGGCGGAGCCAGAGAAGAAGGCCCCGGCUCCUGAUGCAAAGACAAAGAAGAAAGGAAAGAAGAAGUAACCAGGAGAUGCCCAGAACCUCCCUUUUUCUGUAGAGAAGAAAUAUGCUUAAUGAUCUAGGACUUUGCCUGUCGAUAAAAUAUCAGGGUAAUUGAAAAUAGAAAUUUCUCUUAGAAAUGGUUCCUAAUAUUAAUAUGUUGGUAUUAAAGUUAGUAUUGGAAAUUAUUAGAGCUUAAAAUGCUCUAAUUCAGCAAAACUGCUAAAAAAUGCAGAUCAUAAUAAAAAAAUUCUUAGAAAGUUAGCAUUUGAAAUUGUUAUAGCUUAAAAUGUUCUAAUUUCAGUAAAGUUGCUAAUG